AUGCGAGCCCGCGAAGAUGACCUCUCUGUGUGGCAGAGUGUGCAACGAUACAAGCUUGUGGGAGUGAUCGCCAUGGCGGCUGCGUUCAGUGCAUCACUGGAUGGAUACCAGAUCAACCUCAACAGUGGCAUUGUUGCCAAUAAGGGAUUCAUUCGAGAGAUGGCCAACCCAGAAACAAAAAUCAUCAAGGGCACUUGGGUCUCUGCCUGGGGUGGGAUUCAAUCCACCGGUCAAACCAUCGGUCAAAUUCUCCUCCAGUAUGUCACCGAAGCAUGGGGUCGCAAGCCAGCACUCUAUAUCAUCUGGAUCACCCUUGUCGCAAGCAUCUUUACCGAAUCAUUUGCCAGCCACGCCUCUCACUGGCUGGUUGCCAAGCUCUUCGCAGGCAUGGGCGUGGGCAUGCUGCAGUCCACCAUGCCUCUGUAUCUGUCUGAGAUUGCUCCAACCCAACUGAGAGGGUUCUUUAUCAACGCAUACAGUUUUUGGUUCGUUCUGGGCCAGCUCUUCGCAUCCGUGGCUCUCGAACGGAUGGAUACCAACCAUCCCUAUAACUUUCGGACCCCUAUCUAUACCCAGUGGUCGAUGCUUGGUCUGACCGGUAUCAUUUUCGCCCUCAUCCCAGAAUCGCCGUGGUGGCUUGCCAGUAAGGGGAAAGUUGAUAAGACGGCCAAGGUCCUGAAUCGGUGCUAUGGUCAUCUCGAAGGCUAUGAUGUCCAGGAACAUAUUGAUGUUAUGACAGCCACCGUCGCCGAGGAACGUCGCCUUGCUGAAGCCAACGCAGAGUUAGGAGAAUGGGCCAUCUUCCGUGGCCGUAAUCUGAUUCGUUUCCUCAUUGCCGGUUGGCCCAAGAUCACCCAGCAGUUUGUUGGCUUGACCAUCUUCAAUACCUAUGCGACCUAUUUCUUCCAGAAUGCAGGCAGCGAUAACCCGCUCCUCGUCACUGUCAUUCUGUCUUGUGUUCAACUCAUUUCCAUGACCUUCACGGCGACGCUCACCGACCAGCUCGGUCGUCGGCCUUUGACCGUCUACCCCUAUGGAGUAACGGUGAUCUCGGUUCUCUGUUUGGGUAUCAUCGGCUGCUUCAACUAUGAGAAGUCGUCAACAAGUUCCCUCCUGAUAUUUUUUGCCUGUCUCGCGACAUUUUCGACUACUGGGGCCUCAGCCAUUGGCUACGCCUAUGCCUCCGAAAUCCCCCAGCAGCGUCUGCGUGCGCGGACUGCAGCCUGGGCUCUGGCUUCGUCGAAUUGCAUCUCUAUCAUGUUCAGUUUCUGCACUCCUCUGAUGAUCAAUGGUCCCACAACCAAGUGGGGAGUUAAGACUGGUUUCUUCUACGCUGCCACCGGUUCAAUUGCCGUUACGAUCUCUUGGUUCAUCCUUCCAGAGAUGACUCGUCGGACUCCAGCCGAGAUUGAUGAGCUGUUUGAGAAAAGGGUCAACCUCCGCAAGUUCAAGAACUAUGUCACGGACGUCCAGCUUCGCGCCGAUGAGCAGCACCAUCAAACGGCACCGGUUAAAUACGCUUGAGGGGAAGCAGUCUAG
This is a messenger RNA of Penicilliopsis zonata CBS 506.65, 1539 nucleotides long. RefSeq lists its product as hypothetical. Gene Ontology annotation, cellular component: membrane. Bases 1 to 1524 code for a protein of 507 amino acids. The transcript has 11 exons. NCBI's taxonomy places the organism in Eukaryota, Fungi, Ascomycota, Eurotiomycetes, Eurotiales, Aspergillaceae. The record is from RefSeq and is a predicted model, not a curated record. Gene Ontology annotation, molecular function: carbohydrate:proton symporter activity. Gene Ontology annotation, biological process: transmembrane transport; carbohydrate transport.